AUGGUACGAAAACUACGUUUUCAUGAACGUAAACUGUUGAAAAAAGUUGAUUUUAUCAAUUGGGAAGUUGAUAAAAAUCUGCAUGAAGUCACUGUUAUGCGUAAAUUUCACAUACAAAAACGUGAAGAUUACACAAAGUAUAAUGAACUAUCACGAAGAAUACGUGACAUAGCACGCAAAAUUAAAGAACUAGAUCCCAAGGAUCCAUUCCGUAUUGAAUCUACGCGUACAUUAUUAGAAAAAUUGCAUGCAAUCGGUUUAAUACCAACAAAGGAAAACCUCGAAUUGAUUGAUAAAAUAACAGCUAGUCGAUUCUGUCGACGGCGUUUACCUGUUAUCAUGACACGUAAUCAUAUGGCACAACAUUUACCGGGAGCCGUUAAAUUUAUUGAACAAGGACAUGUCCGUAUCGGACCUGAUAUUGUUAAUGAUCCAGCAUUUCUUGUUACAAGAAACACAGAAGAUUUUAUUUCCUGGACUGAUAAUUCAGCAAUACGACGACAAUUACUGGACUAUCAAGAUAUGGAAACUGAAAUUGUUUAA
Messenger RNA from Rotaria socialis, 543 nucleotides. The record is from the annotation of a GenBank genome assembly. Lineage: Eukaryota; Metazoa; Rotifera; Eurotatoria; Philodinida; Philodinidae.